AUGGGUGAUGAAGAAGUUUUAGUAGGUUUUAGGUUCUUUCCGACUGAGGAAGAACUUCUCUCUUAUUAUCUUCCUAAGAAGCUUAAUGGGCCCACACCCUCCAUUGAUAGGGUUAUUCCACUCCUUCACAUCUACGAUUACAGUCCUUGGGAGCUUCCACAAUUAGCCGGAGAAUUGUGCCGUGGCGACAAAGAGCAAUGGUUCUUCUUCACCGCAAUGCAAGAAAGGGAAGCCCGCGGUGGUAGACCUAAUCGCCUUACUGAGACCGGAUACUGGAAAUCUACUGGCACUCCCUGUGAUAUUUUGACCUCUCAAAAUCUUCAAAUUGGAAGGAGAAAGACCAUGGUUUUCUACGUUGGCCGAGCUCCACACGGAUCGAAAACUACGUGGAAAAUGAAUGAGUAUAAAGUCUAUGAUCAGUCUCCUAAUCCUCAGUUGAAGGAAGAACUCAGCUUGUGCCGAAUUUACACGAAAUCCAAUUUCCGGAGGGCGUUUGAUGGGCGGCCUUCGGCGACGCUCUACCUCCCUCCCAAUACUGAUGAGGCUGUGAUAACAACUGAUCAUAACCAGCAGAAUUCAGCAGUGGAAAAUGGAAUCAAUUCGGAUAUGGAAACGGAAUUCGAACCCUCAGAUGAUUCAGAAACACGCAUGUUGCUUGACUGGUUGUUUGACAUAUGGAGGAAGCAAUAUAUUACUAAUAAGCAACUUGAUUAA
Molecule: messenger RNA, 714 nt
Organism: Salvia hispanica
Lineage: Eukaryota; Viridiplantae; Streptophyta; Magnoliopsida; Lamiales; Lamiaceae
Source: RefSeq, a predicted model, not a curated record